Chondrus crispus (carragheen) is the source of this 1404-nucleotide messenger RNA. RefSeq lists its product as hypothetical. The transcript has a single exon. Lineage: Eukaryota; Rhodophyta; Florideophyceae; Gigartinales; Gigartinaceae. The record is from RefSeq and is a predicted model, not a curated record. The coding region runs from base 1 to 1404 and encodes 467 amino acids.
AUGUCAUCCGUAAAAGCGAAGCUCGCCGCUCUGCGUGCAAAGCGUGCGAAGCAAAGGUCAGCGGCAACUCCUCUCGCAGACCCGGAGUUGAGCGCUGCCGCACUCGCCGUCGGCGCGCCUCAAGUCUCCUGGGAUGCUGACUACAAAGCCAAGCUCCGGCAAGUCGACACCACUUCCACCCUCAAGGAUUCAGAAGGGUCCUUUUGCUUGAGCGGUGAAGACGACGACGAGCUCGUCGUGCUCCCGCCUCCGACCCGGAAGCUAAACCCGGCUGCUCAAAGGCAGCUCUGGAGGAGGAGGGAGCUUGAACGCGCCAAGGAAAAGGCCGCAAAGACGCUGCUGGAGAUCCGGCCGGAGAGCUUCGAUGUCGACGACGUUCCGAUGGAGCCUUGCUCGGAGGACCCGGGCACGCUUGAAGAUGGGAAGGUUGACGAGAGAGAAGAGGGCGGGAACUUGUCGGAUAGAGAUGAAGAUGAAGAUGAGGUGCCCCCGAAUCGGCCGGGUUCGGGUUACCUGGGUGCAGAGAAUGGUGUUGAACAGGAUGAAGAAGAAGCUGCGCUCAAAACUGCUCAGCUAGAAGAGGAAGAGGAGUACGAAGACGCCAUGGAUGACCUUCCGCUCGCCACACCAGAAGACGUCCUCGAAAAUAACACCCCUUGUGUUGUCACCAACAAGUGCGAUGCACCCGAGAAUGGAGCGCGGGCUUCCGAGCAAGCGGAACAGGACGCAUCUCGUCAUGCAACUGAAGCAAAGGAGACUACAAACGACACCGCUAGCACCGAAGAUCAAGUUGCUCCUGAGGCCCCGCAAGAAACAAACCAGUCUACCAUGGAAGCUACAAGCGAUACACGUCAAAUAAAUGUCCCAGGCGAAAAAAAGUUGCGAAAAGGCAGUUGGUUUAUAGGAUGGAAAAAAAGCCCGGAGGUGAAAGCACCGGAACGACGUUUCAAGACAGGCUUUGUUGAAGAAGAAGCUCAUGACGAUGACGGGGAUGGACAGGACGAUUGCGGUGGUGGAGCAGCGUCAAACGACGAUGCAGAUAACGACGAAGAUGAGUACGAUGAACUUGCAGAGAAAGAGAACAUCAAUCCAUCUGAAAACAAGAAACUCUCAGCUUUUCACCAGAAAUGGAUUCUAGAUAAAGAAAAGGGCGAGUUGGAGGCAAUGAAAACCGUUCCUGGGCGCAUGAUGGUGAAUGUCGUCGACGAGGCUAUGGAUCUUACGGAAUUACGAUCGAAACCUGAUACUGAGACGAAGAAAGAGGAACCCUUAGAGGAAGAGGAACACCUCUCAGAGGCGGAUGUGGGCACUUGCGAAGUAGGUGGAGUGCCUGAAAAAAUCCAGCACGGCUCUGGGGACUACGUCGAUGCCAUGUACGUAUCUGCGCGGCGAAUGCACCUCUAA